Messenger RNA from Prunus dulcis (almond), 1482 nucleotides. RefSeq names its product phosphatidylinositol transfer protein 1-like. The coding region runs from base 234 to 1097 and encodes 287 amino acids. Gene Ontology annotation, biological process: phospholipid transport. The record is from RefSeq and is a predicted model, not a curated record. The transcript is spliced from 10 exons. Lineage: Eukaryota; Viridiplantae; Streptophyta; Magnoliopsida; Rosales; Rosaceae.
GUUAAUACAAGUCCAACGCAUAUAAAGAAAUGAGAAAAUCUUCCUUCCCUGCACUUGGCAAACAAAUUCACAAUCUUUCUUAAGCCUCUGCCCAGACAUCCUCGGUGUCUUUUGUCUCUUUUGUGCUUUCUGGGUUCUCAUUCUCCUUGUGCUUUCUGGGUUCUGUCUGUUUCUUUCCACAUUUGAAGCUCAGCAUCACAAUUUGGUGGAAUUUGAAGCUCGAGCCGAUAGAAAUGGUUCUGAUGAAGGAAUUUCGGAUUGUGAUGCCCAUGUCGUUGGAAGAGUAUCAAGUAGCGCAGAUGUACAUGGUUAGGAAGAUGCAGCAACAGAACACGACCAGUACUGAAGGGGUUGAAAUAUUGGAGAACAAAUCCUUUGAAGAUGAUGUACUUGGAAAGGGUCACUACUCUUCCAAAAUUUACCGUCUACAAAGCAAAGCUCCUACUUGGCUCACCACUUUUGCACCGGCAGAUGCUCUCAUCAUGCAAGAGGAAGCCUGGAACGCAUACCCAAGAUGCAAAACAGUAAUCAAGUGCCCAUACUUUACCAAGUUUCAGCUGACCAUUGAAACAGUUCACAGGGCUGACAAUGGGCAGUCAGAUAAUGUGCAUGGUCUAAGUAAAGGACAACUAGCAACCAGGGAUGUGGAAAUUGUUGAUAUUGCUUCAUCUGCAAGGGAUUACUGGAGUUACGUCGUUAGCAGUAGCAACACAGACUUAUCCAAAUUUACGUCAGCGAAAACUGGCCGUGGUCCACUUUUAGAAGGAUGGCAGGAUAAGUCGAAGCCAGUUAUGACAGCCUACAAACUCGUCACUAUUGAUGCACCAUAUUGGGGUUUUGGCUAUAGAAUUGAAAACGCUUUGCUACUGGGUGAACGGGCUCUUUUCCUAGAAAGUCACCGGAAUUGUUUUGCUUGGAUCGAUGAAUGGUUUGGGUUGACAGUGGAACAGAUACGUGAACUUGAACAACAAAGUGACUCAUUGAAGGAGGAACUUGGGAGGCCGACUUUGGUAAAAAGUGUGGAAGAUUUCGACCAGAGAUUAUUACCAGAAAGUGAAGAUAUUUAUAGUGGGCAGAGAGCUCAACUCUCAACUUAAAUACACACAGCAAGGGCUUUCAUUGACAUGGAGCAAAUUGUUUAUUCUUGCGUUGGGUUCUAAUGACAAUCACAUCCGCCCAUCGCAUAACAGCAGGCCCUCGCCUAUUUUCCUAUUCGACUGCGCCAGAGGUACUGAAGGAAUGUCAGUUGACAUGCAAGAGUUGAAAUUGUUUUCCGGCUGAUACAUUUGGCAGCAUAAAUUUGACAGAAGAGUGUAUAGCACGCUAACAUGUAUCGUAGCCAGAUAAAUUAUCAGAGAAGGAAAUACCCAGAUAGGAGAUUUUCUGUUUGUGUUGUUGUACCACAGUUACAUAAUGCAUUGUUCUGUUACAUUUACAAAGAAUUGUAGAUCAGCUUGGUGGAAAGCACCACAUUCAUAAUUU